AGCAGGGAGCGAGAAAAAGGCUGGGAAAGAGAGUGGCUGCGUGUUGCAAUCCGUGGCCUGCAUAAAGACCUUUGCUCAGCGAGGUGUCUGUGGAGUGGCGGCUCCGGGGGAGGAGAGAGCAGGGCCAGCUUUGAAAGGGGCAGCGAGGAGAGGCGGGCAGAGCCUGGAGUGAAGCUCCUGUGCUCUGCCAUCAGGGGCUUCCUCUUCGGUGCCAGGGGCACGGCCGCACGGACCCCCCACUCUCAGCCUCCAGAGACCUGCCAAGAGGGACGCCGGCCUUCCGAUCGGGGCGACCAUCUCGGGAAUGACCGGGGCCUCAGGAGAUGUCGGCGUGGCUGGUGGCCCCCGCUCCGGAUGCCGCUGCCAGCUGCACCCCUGGGGACUGGCUGCUGGGGCCCAAGUGGCCCUGGAAGGCUGAGGCCCAGGAUGCCUGCCGCCUGGCUCGCAAAAACCUCGGGGACGGUUCCGGCUCUUCUCUCCCUGACCCGGGCGGCUCGGCUGCGGGACCGGAGGGGGAGGAAUCUGUCUCCCUGCUCCCGGGCUCGGAAGCUCCUCCGGAGCUCACAGAGCUGCGGCCGCCCAAGCGCAAGAAGGGCCCGGCCCCCAAGAUGCUGGGGAACGAGCUGUGCAGCGUGUGUGGGGACAAGGCUUCCGGCUUCCACUACAACGUACUGAGCUGCGAGGGCUGCAAGGGCUUCUUCCGCCGCAGUGUCAUCAAAGGCGCCCGCUAUAGUUGCCACAGCGGGGGGCACUGCCCCAUGGACACCUACAUGCGCCGCAAAUGCCAGGAGUGUCGUCUGCGCAAGUGUCGCCAGGCAGGCAUGAGGGAGCAGUGCGUGCUGUCUGAGGAGCAGAUCCGCUUGAAGAAACUGAAGCGGCAAGAAGAGGAGCAGGCCCAGGCGGUGCCGCCGCCCCCGCAGGCCUCCUUGCCCGGCCCGGCCCUGCCUCAGCUCAGCCCCCAGCAGCUGGGAAUGAUCGAGAAGCUGGUGGCUGCUCAGCAGCUGUGCAACCGGCGAUCCUUCUCCGACCAGCUCCGUGUCACGCCCUGGCCCGUGGCCCCAGACCCCCAGAGCCGGGAGGCGAGGCAGCAGCGUUUUGCCCACUUCACGGAACUGGCGAUCGUCUCUGUGCAGGAGAUUGUGGACUUUGCCAAACAGCUGCCCGGCUUCCUGCAGCUCAGUCGUGAGGACCAGAUCGCGCUGCUCAAGACCUCCGCCAUCGAGGUGAUGCUCUUGGAGACGUCUCGGAGGUACAAUCCUGGCAGCGAGAGCAUCACCUUUCUCAAAGAUUUCAGUUACAACCGGGAUGAUUUUGCCAAAGCAGGCCUGCAAGUGGAGUUCAUUAACCCAAUCUUCGAGUUCUCCCGGGGCAUGAACGAACUACAUCUCAAUGAUGCUGAGUUUGCUCUGCUCAUUGCCAUCAGCAUCUUUUCUGCAGAUCGUCCCAAUGUCCAGGACCAGCCCCAGGUAGAACAGUUGCAACACACGUACGUGGAAGCCCUCCACGCUUACGUCUCUAUCCACCGCCCCCAGGACCCGCUGAUGUUCCCCCGGAUGCUGAUGAAGCUGGUCAGCUUGCGGACCCUAAGCAGCGUCCACUCGGAGCAGGUGUUCGCCCUCCGCCUGCAGGACAAGAAGCUGCCUCCGCUGCUCUCUGAGAUCUGGGAUGUGCACGACUGAACGGCCGACGACGACGCUAUUCACCCCUUCCUCCUCCUCCCUGGGGCGUGGGCCGCUGACCGGGGUGAGGGGGCAUGCUGUAGACUAGGACUGCGGCCUGCAAAGGGGAGGGCGGGUCAUCCUGCGAGAGAAACGUCGUAAUGGGGAAUUGAAGCAGCAGCAGUUCUGUUGAUUGACCCACCGGGUUUGGCUUCUCAGGGCCCGGCCUAACUGUGGUCAACUAACAGGCCACAUCCCCUUCCCGCCCUCUCCGCCGAGCCCGCACCAACCCUGCACCUCAAGAACGUCUGCUUUGGCUGAUUCAAACGACAACCACGCUGGCCAAGGCCCUAGUGUCAUUCCGGGAAUCCUAAGAGCCCAGCUGCCUCAAGGACGGGAGGCCAAAACCGAAUAUAAAAAUGAGACAAAUAACUCUGAUCUCUUCCAUGGUGGAGGCCGUGGAAGAACGUACGACUGUCCUGUCUGUCUCCCUUUGGAAAUGGGCAUAAAGGAGGGAGAUCUAGAGCGAAGUUUCUCCAGAGACACGAGAAAUCUCAAUUGCCUGGGCCGUAGAAUCCCGCACGAGCUGAAAUUCAGUGAUCCAUCCCAAGACAAGGUGGCACCCGGCCAGCGGGGAAGGAGGGAGGGCACGCGUGGUUGCCCUUGUGCGUUGUUGGUACCAUCAAUCAAUCAAUCAAUCGACGGUAUUUACUGAGCUUUUAUUGUGUGCAGAGCACUGUACUAAGUGCUCGGGAAAGUGCCAUACGAUAUACGGUGCGUGUUUGAAAGUGCCACCAUCUCUAAGCCUGCCGGGAGCUGUGGUUCGUCCCUUUUUACAUCCAUCGUCAUCAUCAUCAAUCGUAUUUAUUGAGCGCUUACU
Molecule: messenger RNA, 2538 nt
Organism: Tachyglossus aculeatus (Australian echidna)
Lineage: Eukaryota; Metazoa; Chordata; Mammalia; Monotremata; Tachyglossidae
Gene: NR1H3
Product: nuclear receptor subfamily 1 group H member 3
Exons: 11
Coding region: 324-1679 (451 amino acids)
Biological process (GO): negative regulation of inflammatory response; negative regulation of transcription by RNA polymerase II; cell differentiation
Molecular function (GO): zinc ion binding; RNA polymerase II cis-regulatory region sequence-specific DNA binding; nuclear receptor activity
Source: RefSeq, a predicted model, not a curated record